Solanum verrucosum is the source of this 1558-nucleotide messenger RNA. RefSeq names its product cytochrome P450 98A3-like. The coding region runs from base 28 to 1548 and encodes 506 amino acids. Lineage: Eukaryota; Viridiplantae; Streptophyta; Magnoliopsida; Solanales; Solanaceae. Gene Ontology annotation, molecular function: monooxygenase activity; iron ion binding; heme binding. The record is from RefSeq and is a predicted model, not a curated record. The transcript is spliced from 3 exons.
CACAAUUAUAUUCAUUUAUUUCCCAUAAUGGCUUUUCCUUUAGUACUCUCUCUAUCAAUAUUUAUCAUCUUUUUAUGUUACAAACUCUACAACCGGCUCACGGCCAAGCUGCCUCCAGGUCCUUGGCCGUGGCCGGUCAUUGGAAACCUCUUCAGCAUAACGCCGAUGAGGUUCCGAUGCUUUGCUGAAUGGGCCCAAAUUUAUGGGCCGAUUUUUUCUUUUUACCUUGGCUCACAACUAAACGUGGUGGUGAAUAAUGCGGAACUUGCUAAAGAAGUUCUUAAAGAUAAUGAUCAAAAUUUGGCCAAUAGGUUUAGAACAAAACCUCUUGAUAGUGUGAGUAAAAAUGGGAUGGAUUUGAUAUGGGCUGAUUAUGGACCUCAUUAUGUGAAAGUAAGAAAGCUUUGUAAUCUUGAACUUUUUACUCAAAAGAGACUUGAAGCUCUUAGGCCAAUUAGAGAAGUUGAAGUUACUGCCAUGGUUGAAAAUAUUUUCAAGGAUACCACUAAGCCUGGUAAUGAUAGUAAAACAAUGACGCUAAGGGGCUACUUGGGAUUAGUGUCAUUCAACAACAUAACAAGGCUAACAUUUGGGAAGAGAUUUAUAAACUCAAAAGGUGAAGUUGAUGAACAAGGUGAAGAGCUCAAAGCCAUUGUAACAGAUGGGAUAAGAAUUUCAGGAAAACCUAAUUUGGGAGAAUUUGUACCAUGGCUACGUUGGGUAUUUAAAGAUGACAAUGAAGCUCUUGAGUCACAAGAUAGACGUUUGAAUAAAUUUACAAGACUUAUAAUGGAAGAACACACAAUUGCUAGAGAAAAAUCUGGAGAAACCAAACAUCAUUUUGUUGAUGCUUUGCUUACCCUUCAAAAGGAGUAUGAUCUUAGCGAUGACUCUAUUAUUAGCCUUUUUUGGGAUAUGGUACAAGCAGGGACAGACACAAUAGCCAUAACAGUUGAAUGGGCUAUGGCAGAACUGGUAAGGAAUCCAAGAGUUCAACAAAAAGUUCAAGAGGAGCUAGAUCGAGUUAUUGGAUCAGAUCGAAUCGUAAACGAAACCGAUAUCUCUAAUCUCUCCUAUCUACAACAUGUAGUCAAAGAAUCACUAAGGUUGCACCCUCCAACUCCCCUAAUGUUGCCUCACAUGGCAGGUAACGAUGUCAAAGUGGGUGGUUACAACAUUCCUAAAGAUUCAAUUGUACAUGUUAAUGUUUGGGCCUUAGGUCGUGAUCCAAAAAUUUGGAAAGAGCCAUUGCAAUUUUGGCCAGAAAGAUUUAUGGAAGAAGAUGUUGACAUGAAGGGACAUGACUAUAAGUUUUUACCAUUUGGUGCUGGUAGACGUAUAUGUCCAGGAAUGAACCUUGCAAUUAAUUUGGUCACAUCUAUGUUAGCUCAUUUGUUGCACCAUUUUGUUUGGUCACUGCCUAAUGGUGUUAAGGUUGAAGAUAUUGAUAUGAUGGAGAGUCCUGGCACAGUAACAUACAUGCAAACUCCAUUACAUAUUGUUCCUACUCCUAGGUUACCUUUAAACCUAUACACACAUGUCGAGUGAACAUGUAACA